Messenger RNA from Dicentrarchus labrax (European seabass), 1910 nucleotides. Its product is annotated as actin nucleation-promoting factor WAS. NCBI's taxonomy places the organism in Eukaryota, Metazoa, Chordata, Actinopteri, Moronidae. The record is from RefSeq and is a predicted model, not a curated record. The coding region runs from base 126 to 1760 and encodes 544 amino acids. Gene Ontology annotation, molecular function: actin binding. Gene Ontology annotation, biological process: actin filament organization. The transcript has 11 exons.
GCACAGAACAGAGAAGAGAAACUUCCUUUACUGUAGAGUUUAGUAUUCUGACGGUGUAGAGAGGACGCUUUUUCAAAUGCUGUACACAUUAAUUUAAGAUAAACUGGGAGACUUAUGAGAAGACCAUGAGCCGUGGAUCUAAAUCUAAACUGGACAGCAUCCAGAGCUCUCUGCUGAACCAACAGGAGAAUGAGAAGCUGGAGGAGCUGUUGGGCAGAAGGUGUGCUUCCGUGGCCACUGCAGUUGCACAGCUGUUUAUGGCUUUGCCUCACAGUCCAUCCACAUGGAGCCUGCAGCAUACUGGAGUAGUCUGCUUCGUCAAAGACAACCCUCAGCGCUCCUACUUCAUACGGAUGUUUGAUUUGAAGACAGGGAGGCACGUUUGGGAGCAGGAGCUCUAUAACCAGAUUGUUUACUCCUCACCACAGCCGUACUUUCACACCUUUGCUGCAGACGACUGUCAAGUCGGACUGAACUUUGCAAUGCAACAGGAAGCAGAAGCUUUCCAAAAUGCUGUCAUCGAUAAAAUCAACCAAAGACACAACCGUCAAGACAAGAAACAGCGCCCCCCGCCGCCUAAUGAAAGAGGUUCCCUACCUCCAGUCCCAUCUCAAAAUGCAUCACCUGGCAGCCCUGGUUCUUUUCACAUGGCAACAGUGGACAUCCAAAACCCAGAUAUCCAAUCUUCACGCUACCGCUCCAUGCCUUCACCUGCUGCUCCCUUAGUUGUGACCAGCAAAGGAAAGAAGGACAAGAAGGAUAAGAAGAAAAAGGGCCUCAAACUCUCCAAAGCAGACAUAGGGGCACCCAGUGGAUUUAAGCAUGUUUCUCAUGUCGGUUGGGAUCCAAACAAUAUUGACCCAGACCUGUUGAAUUUGCUGUCGCAAGCUGGGAUCGGUGAAAAUGAGAUGAUGGAUGAACAGACUUCCCAGCUCAUCUAUAAUGUCAUUGAGCAGUCUGGAGGCAUGGAGGCGGUCAAAAGGGAGGUGAACAGAGCUGGUGGACCUCCACCUCCUCCACCUGGCAGACAAGGGCCUCUGCCUCCUGUGCCAGGCUCCAGUCACUCUGCUCCAAACCCUCCACCUCCUCGAGGCCGCUCUGGUCCCCUGCCUCCCAUCCCAGGCCCAUCACAGCGAGGGAGCCCAUCCCACCAGCCACCUCCAGCACGUGGAGGCGUGCCACCACCACCUCCUCCAUCAAGCAGAGGCGGUCCACCACCACCACCACCACCAGCACACUCUUCACCUUCUCACUUCCCAUCACCGCCUUCCAAAUCCUCUAAUUUCCCACCGCCCCCCUCCUCCCACAACUUGCCUCCUCCCCCGCCGCCCUCCAGCCAACAGCGCUCCAUGGGUUUCCCACCUCCUCCUGUCCCGUCUACACCCAGCAGAGGAGGUGGAGGAGGCGCCCCCCCCCCUCCUCCCCCACCACCUCCACCUCCACCUCCCCAAACUUCAAUUUCUUCAGAUUUCCCACCUCCUCCGCCUCUCUCUGGUGGCCCGCCACCACCUCCUCCCCCAUCUUCUGGAAAAGGAGAAAGCAGAGGAGCACUGCUGGAUCAGAUCAGACUGGGGAAGAAGCUCAGAAAUGUGACAGACAGUCCUGAUGUAGCCCCGCCAACAACACCAGAGUCAAGUGAGGGCAUCGUUGGUGCUCUCAUGAUGGUCAUGCAGAAGAGGAGUAAAGUCAUCCAUUCCUCUGAUGAAAGUGAAGAUGAGGGCGGAGAUGAUGACGAAGACGACGACGAAUGGGAUGACUGAGUAAUGGAUUUUGAACUUAUUUCAAGUUUGAGUUUAGUUACAGACUUCUCACUUGCAAUAAAUACUGUUACAUGUGUUUAGACACACUGAAACUGUGUGUGGAUCAUUUUAUAAACAAAUAAUAAAAGACUUGGAAGUGAAAUAACACAA